Messenger RNA from Hordeum vulgare subsp. vulgare (domesticated barley), 1892 nucleotides. RefSeq lists its product as uncharacterized. The record is from RefSeq and is a predicted model, not a curated record. The coding region runs from base 1044 to 1733 and encodes 229 amino acids. Gene Ontology annotation, molecular function: polysaccharide binding. NCBI's taxonomy places the organism in Eukaryota, Viridiplantae, Streptophyta, Magnoliopsida, Poales, Poaceae. The transcript has a single exon.
AUAUAGAUGAGAUUUGAACCGUAUUUACACGUCUAUGCCAAGUUAUGUAACCAGUUCGAUGUAUUUUUCAAGUUCAGGCACUAAAGUGAACAUUCAUGGCAACUUCAAGCACCACCUGUGUAUUUACCUCAAAAAAACGCCAAGUUUACAACUUUACAUGGUGCUUAGUCUAGCCACUACUCUCUAAUUUACAGAGACUCGGUUAUAUUCUACACCAACCCAACAACACAUAGACCAUGAUACACUACAACUGUACUUAAAUAACCAUGUGGACCCAGGGCCUAUGCUCGUGACAGGUUCCAUUUGAAACUACUCCCUCCGCCCCAUAAUAUAAGAGCGUUUUUUACACUAGUGUAGUAUCAAAAACGCUUUUAUAUUAUGUGACGAAGCGAGUAGUAUAUAGCUUGCAAGUUAGAAUUGUUGCAUCAGCAUUCUCUAGAAUGAAUUUUCGUCGGAGGAAUGAGAACAGGAAGGGGGUGGUGUGAUACCUUUGCAUGCAUCCUGGAUUAGUAACAGUUACUGGAUACUUGGUUUGCCGACUACAGGAACCAUGGUGCAUGGCCACCAUCAAUACCACAAGUAAAACAACAAGCCAGUUAGUUCUGUAAAAUGAAAAAAAAAUCAAUAGCUUCAUGUCGACGUAUUAUGAUAACAAUCUAAAACAAAAAUAAAUAAAAAGAAAUAGAUGAUACUGAAAUUUAAAGAUUUCACUCACUACCAUGGCUUCAACUUGUGUUACACGGCCAACAAUUUAAAGCGAGAUUACAGCUGCUGUCGCUGGGCACUUGACCAGGAAAGGAGCUAGUUUUGACAACUUGUGCGCAAAUGAAUGGCUGUUACCAGGUCACAAGAAGACCAUUUGAACCAUUCAUUCCAGUUAAUUGACCAGUCCCAACCGGUGACUAGAUUGCUCAGUCUAAACUGAGUCAACAAGACAGCAACCUGUGUUGCCCCAGUUUAAAACUACCUAGAGUAAGGCAACCACACAACCUACCAUUCCACUGAACCAUCUCCUCUGUUCCUCCUUACUGCAGCCAUUUGCGAUGUUCCACACCUGUCUAUUCUUAUGGAUCUUAGCAUCUUCUUUACAAGACUCAAGAACAACGAGCAUGGCGCAAGAAACAGCAAGCUGCCCACCCAAGACCUGCGGCAACCUGACCAUCUCGGAUCCAUUCUGGCUUGUCCAAGAGCAAGGAAUGGAGAGGCCAUGUGGUUUGAUAGACUACCAGGUCUACUGCUAUAACAACAGCCCAUUCCUGAGGAGCACCAUCCAUGAUGGGUUUGGAAUCCUCAACAUCUUCUACAAGAAUCGCACCUUCCUCACUGCCGAUAUUAACAAAAUGGAGGAUUUCAACCGCUGCCAAGUUCCAAUCACCAACACAUCCUUCAAAAUCGGUUUUCUUCCAUUCAAUAUCAGCCAUGCCAACCAAGAUCUGCUGUUCUUCUAUGAUUGCGUCGGUAAACCAGUGGCACCGCAGCUGCGACAUGGACUUGUGCCGAUGCAUUGUGGCAACAACUCAUUUGUUCAUCUCGGCAGAGGGCCUUACAAUGCUUCUCAUAACUAUGGAGAGUACUUCAUAAAGGGUUGCAAGACCACCCUCGUGCCAGUACUGGGAGCAUCAGCAAAGACGGCGAACGCAGGUGACUACGAACAAUUAGUCAGGGAUGGUUUUUUGUUAUCAUGGCCGGUGGUUCCUGAUCAGUUUUCAAGACAAGGUACGAUUAGCAGCUAGUGGUAGCAGUAUGUGUACUUUAUUUGCUAACAUAUAGUCAUAUACAUGAAAAUAUGCAAUGCAAAGAAAAUAAUAGCCUUUACAUAAUUCAGAUGCAUAAAGAUAUAGGCAUUGAAAGAUGCCAGUUGUGGACGAGGUUUAUUUGUUGCACAGUAGAUG